This is a messenger RNA of Octopus bimaculoides (California two-spot octopus), 3053 nucleotides long. RefSeq lists its product as uncharacterized. The record is from RefSeq and is a predicted model, not a curated record. NCBI's taxonomy places the organism in Eukaryota, Metazoa, Mollusca, Cephalopoda, Octopoda, Octopodidae.
GUGACAGUGAGAUAAUGUAAGAAAUACAAUCUACACGUGGUGGAACGAAUAUAUUUUAGAGUUUUUAUCUUCACGUCAACAUUUACUGACAUAACUCACAAAUGUUUUUCUUUAUAUAAACAUUAAAACUUGAUUGUGGCUCCUGAGGAAACGGUCCUCUGUCAGUCACAACGUCGGAGACGAUGUCUGUUUAGCGAAGGAAUUGUUUAAAAAGGUUUCCCAAUGACGACAACCUGUUAAUUUAGUUCCCAUUCAUCAUCAACCGCUGCAUAUUUCAGAGGUAGAUACUACUGACAGACAAGUUUUCAUAGUCAGUAGUCGAGUUUCUGGGCGACCAGCCAGACCGGCCGGCCAGCCAGCCAGCCAGCCAGUAUAUUUUACUGACACGCUCAGGAAUGUGGUGUAAAUAAACUUCUAGAUUUGCUUUACCUCUUUUCUUUUUUUUUUACGCAACUAAUUACGGUCGACCGCCGGAUUCGAACCGUGGAACAGCGCGUCGAAAAAGAGAGGAAGGGAGGAAACAUUGGGAUCUGAAGAUAGGAGAAGAAAAAGAAAAAGAAAGACAGGCACCUGACUGAGUGGGUCACCUCCUGGGGUUUAUUUUACCUAAAUCUAUCGAAUUUGUAUGUAAUUAGUCGCUAUUUUAAGAAGCAAGUAGUUUGCUGUUAAUAACACACUACCCUCAUAGUCUACGAUGUCUUUAUUUCAGCUUCAGGUUUAACCUGUUGAUGCAUCUGAAAGAGAGAGAAAGAAAUGUUUGGUGAGUAUAUUAAGUUCAUGAUUGCCAUUGCACACACAACUGUUGCAAGUUAGAGCAGAAGGGAGAGAUUCAAGUGUUUAGACUAUGAGAACAACGAAAUGACUGUGACACGAGGAGGAUGUUAUUUUCUCUUUCUUGUUAAAAUGAAAGGCAGAAAAAUGUAGAGAAAUUAUGGCAAAAGACUUCUAAGUAUUGUAAAUAGGUUGGGUUUUUUUUUUUUCAUAACUUUUUAUUUGAACAAAUGUCUUAACUUUUCUUUCCUUGGCUGUCUUCGUUUAAUCCAUCUACAAACAUACUGCGACCACCUGUUUACGAGGAUAUAUCACAGGAAGAGGAAUAUAUAACAGCUGCAGGGAAAUGCCACAGGUGGAGGAAUAAUACAACAUAUACCACAGCGACAGUAAUAUAGAAGAGGUAGAGGAAUGUACGACAUGUAGAAGGAUAUAUCACAGGUGCAGAAGUAUAUCACACAGGUAGAAGAACGUAUGACACAGCGACAGACACACGGACGACAAGUUUAUGUUUAAAAAAAUAUUACAAACAGUGAAAAGAAAUUCAAGUUUCUCUCCACCGAAAGAAAAGCAAAACUCUGGUCAGACCUAAAAAAAAAAGAUAGCAUCACGGUUUAAAAAGCAACUUCGUCGCCGUGCUCUGUUAUAUUUGCGCAGAGAAAGCAGCCAGUUGGUCGGUCGGUCGGUCGGUCGGUCCAUUAAAUCCAUUUACAAUCUGCUGCUGCUUCAUUUCAUUGCUCAGUCCUGAGACAAUAUGAGUGGGAUUUUUAUAUAAGCUCUUGACAAACGAUGUAAACAGUUUAAUGAAUCGGGGCCCCGGAAAAGCAAAGUUUCAGUGAAACUGUGUCCCCACAUUGUCCAGUAUGGUCAUCCUGUAUACACCGAGAAGAAUUAUUUAACAGACAACACACACACACACACUGUCGAUAUUUCGAACAGAAAGGAUUAUUAUUUAUUUAAUAUUUAUAGACAUAUUUCUAUCAUGGGAUCUAUUUUCCACGGACUUUUACGUUUGGUGGAGUUUACCGGCUUGGUCAACGUGUUGAUGUGGUCCUUCGCACCUGUACAAGGAACUGAAUUUUGCUCCGUCCACAUCAGAGCCCAGACAUUUGCCUGCAAUAAUGGGAGUGUGAUGUUCAUUGAAAAGUUAAAUGCCUUAAUGGACAGUGAUUGGAAAUGUCUUCACGAUCUCAAGUUUUAUUGCAAUAAAUACCGAAAGUGUAACAUGCCACGUUCUUGUCAGAAUGCAUCAAUAGAUGCCAGAAUACUUUAUGGCUGCAUUCCAGAUGUUAAGAGUGAAAAAGAACAUGUCUGUUCAGGCAAGACAAAUUCCAGAGAUUUAGAAGACCAAAUCUUCCUUGUUACACCACCUAAUAUGAAAACUACUACAAGAUGUAAUUGGAGGUUGAAGACUCUCACCAAUGGAGUAUUGAUACUGUAUGUCCUCAAUGCCUCUGACACCAGUCUUUUAACAAUUCAUCAUCUUAAUUCUAAUAAACAAAAACAGUUACAUCGAGCUUUUGUCAUCAAUGUCACAGCAAAUGAAGCAAUAGACCUAACUAUCAAUCCUAUGUCACCGACUUGGUUAGUAGCAAAAUUGAUUCAUCAGAGUGUGAAGGAUGUCAGCCUUCAAGAUUUUAUUUCCUGUCCAGUUUCUGACAAACCUAAAAAAGUUAGAAGCCUUGCAGAAAUUUGUCUUGCAACUUUAGCAGGCUAUAAAAUCGCUGUAAUUGUGUUAUGUUGUGCUGUCCUCAUCUUGUUGGCCAUCUUGUCAAUAAUAAUCCAUUGUUACUGUAAGAAAAUCAAGUCUACACAAAGAUCUCGAGACAUGACAGGGAAUCGGCCAACAUCAACUGUGAUUCCAUAUCAGACGACCCUGAUUAAUGGCUCCAAGAAGAACAAGUUAAAUCAAUUAAACCACAACGUGUCAUCACCCAAUCAUUUCAGAAAAGACAAACACCUGUACGACCACUUAAACCGUUACGACUCAUCCUAUGCUGUGCGAUUUGACCCCAACAAGUCAAAGCAGAACUGGAAAAGAUCUUAUGAUGAUUCUGACUCCGAUUCGACCUAUGCCACUGUUGGCGAGAACUCGUAGAAACUAUCAAAUACAAAUUCUUUAAAACUUGCUUUGCUGCAUUCUGUUUGUUAAUCAAGAUUCAGGUGUCUCGUCAGUGGAGUUUUAUAUUUAUUAGGUCUCUGCUCCUCACCAAACUCUGCCAUCAUUCUGUGAUUAAUGAUAAUGUUCCAGAAUUCCAUUUAAAUAUCUUUCUGACACACCA